UCAUGUACGGUUACGCAUUAGUGGUACUAUGAUGACGUGCUGCUAUAGCUGGAAUUAUUUAAGCAUUUACAGGUUAAUCUGAUCGUACUCCUAACACAACAAAAAAUUCACAAACGAACAUGGCAAUGUUGUACUCCCCAACUCCUUCUACCAUAACGAAACGAUGACAGGGCUGGCGGGGACCCAUCUGCAGCAGGACGACAGGGUCCGACUCACCUCUUCUGUUAAUUCAGGGAAAGGUCAGCCACACAGCGAUCCUAAUGAACCACGACGGAAAUCCUCUCUGGAAGCUCUGACGUACCGUCAGCUUAUUCUUUAUAUGGGAUUUCAGCAUGUACUCAUCAGCAUGGUGGGUUCGUUGCUCUUUUUCGUUUGGGGGAUUACAUAUAUCGGCGUUGCACUGAUGGGAUGGGAAAUCACAUGCGGCGUGUUAUUCUUUAUCGGUUACGGAGUCUUACAAAUUCUACCUUUGGAAACAUAUGGCAGCAGCGUAUCCAAAACAGUUGAACGUCUAUUAAAUGUUUUCGUGCUGGUGACCAUGCUUUCGGUACUGCUGGCCACGGGCACGAUGACAUAUGGCAUCUUCAUCGCGUCGACGAUCACCAGCUCUAAUCAGACAUCCCUGGAAGCGGACAUCACCUUUGCCGCCGGUCUGUAUGCGGCGUUGCUAGGCGUGACGAUAUUGGCCGCUAAAGUCUUUUUACUGAAGAAACUCAUCGAGUAUUUGAUUGUGCUAAGGAUAGCCAAUGCAAUGCCGUCGCAGAAUCUGACCGAUCAGCAUAAGAUUGCAGUUUCUACUGCCGCACAAAAAUAACUACCGA
Molecule: messenger RNA, 821 nt
Organism: Paramacrobiotus metropolitanus
Lineage: Eukaryota; Metazoa; Tardigrada; Eutardigrada; Parachela; Macrobiotidae
Exons: 2
Coding region: 164-814 (216 amino acids)
Source: RefSeq, a predicted model, not a curated record